AUGAAGUUGGAAGAGUAUAUUCUGAAGCAAAAAACACAGCUUCAGUGGUUCAAAUAUGGUGAUGCAAACUCAAGAUACUUCCACAGUUUAAUGAGAGAAAGAAGAAGAAAGUUGUUUAUCCAUAAAAUCAAAGACAUUGAAGGUGAAUGGGUGCAAGGUGAUGAAGCUAUAUGGGAAGCUACUUGUGACUACUAUCAGGAUCUAUUUACAGAAACUGGUGGCACCAUUAGAGAAGACUUGCUAUCCUCAGGUCCUGAUGGCCUAAAUGGAAAGUUUUUUCAAUCCUGCUGGGACAUCAUCAAGGUGGAUCUGCUACAGGUUGUUCUAGCCUUCUUUGGCGGUUCAGAAAUGCCUAAGUACAUAACUAGUGCCUGCCUAGUUUUUCUACCAAAGGUUGAAUUUUCCAACUCCUUCACUGAAUACAGACCUAUUAGGGUCAACAAUUUUGUCAACAAAAUCAUCUCAAAAGUUAUCUGCUCCAGACUUGGCCCUAUCCUUCCCAGAAUCAUCUCACCCAACCAGUCUGGUUUUGUUAAGGGAAGAAGUAUUUCUGAAAACAUAAUGCUUGCACAGAAAAUUGUGCAAGGCAUUAAAAAUCCAAAUAAAGGGUCAAAUGUUGUUAUCAAGCUGAACAUGGAAAAAGCAUAUGAUAGAGUAUCUUGGAGCUUUACAUGCAUUAUGCUGAGAAGAAUGGGAUUUAAUGAAAGAAUAAUUGACAUGAUAUGGAGAACUAUAUCAAACAACUAG
This is a messenger RNA of Nicotiana tabacum (common tobacco), 747 nucleotides long. The record is from RefSeq and is a predicted model, not a curated record. NCBI's taxonomy places the organism in Eukaryota, Viridiplantae, Streptophyta, Magnoliopsida, Solanales, Solanaceae.